ACCCUGAAAGUGAUGCUUAAUUUAUAGGAUCAUAGUAUAUUUCAUUCAUCUGUCCUUUUUUUCUUCUCAAUUUUUUAUUUCUACCAUUUUCUCAUUGGCAUUAUUAACCUUGCAAUAUUGUCUGGUGCUGAGUCUGGAUUUGAUGUACUAUGUUAUAUAAGGCAAUCCUUUCCCAUAUUAAUGCACCUUCUACUAGUUUACGCCAAUUCUUCCUCUAUGAGAAAAUGUGAAUGAUAAGCCUAAAACUGCAAUGUCAUUUCAACCACCACAGUUACUGUCAUCUCCAUAACUGGCCCUGUGACUUUGAUAUUUUUAUGAGGAGUUGUUGAACUUUGCCUUUUUGUGAACCAAGCUAGUAAAUUCCCCCAUGUGAACUAAUUUGAUGUAAAAGGUAGAAGUUAUUAUUUUCCAUUUGAAGGUUUUUUUACAAAGAGACACUAUUCUUUUGCAUAGGAAGAGUUAUCUAGUCAAUUUGGAUAAUCCUUGAGAACCUCAUUCUUAUCUUCUCUUGGGAUUUUCUGCUUUUUAUUUUGUUCUGCUCAAGUUUAUGGUUUUUGUUGAAAAUGAUGAAAUCUCCAUCACAAUCAACAUAUGAAGCAAGCCAUUAUGAUGACUAUGGAUUUGAUCUGCAACAAGACUUUUGCCAGUUCUUGGAGGAAGCAAGGCAACAUGGAAAGGAAGCAAAACUUAAGAGUUCAUCAGUGCAUCCAGAAGAAUCUAGGAAAACAGGAUCAGAGAAAGAGAAAAAGGGGAAGAAGUCAUGGAAAAGUUCUCUGGCUUCAUGGUGGAAGGCUGACAAGAAAAGCAAGCAUAGUGAAAAAACCUCCAACAAUUCUAAAUUAAAGGAUUCUGGUAAAAAGCAUGCUCAUUCUUCUGGUCCAAUGUAUAGAUCCUCCAGAAGUUCUGAUGGAAAACACUGGCGCCCAUCAUCUGGUCCUCUUGUGAGUCUCUUCAAAUCCACAAAGAAGGAUGAAAAUGAGAUACCUUAUAUUUCUCUCCACCAACACAAUAAUAGCCCUCCUGCUGAACAGAACUAUGGCCCUCUUUAUGUGGUAAAUUGACUUGUGUAUCACUAGCAUAGUUGCAAAUUGUGGUGACACAAGCUUCAUUGAGAAAAGGCUUUCUAAUUUGUAUUGGUUGUUAUGGGAGAAUUUUGCUGGACAAUGUAAUAGAACAACUCUUUGUGAGAAAAAGAAUAUUAUUGCUUUUGAUUUUGAAUGAGUUAUAUUUGCUUGUUGGAUUUGUUAGAGGACAAACAUAAUUCAAAAUAAGUCACCUUUGUUCCU
Molecule: messenger RNA, 1286 nt
Organism: Glycine soja
Lineage: Eukaryota; Viridiplantae; Streptophyta; Magnoliopsida; Fabales; Fabaceae
Exons: 2
Coding region: 564-1061 (165 amino acids)
Source: RefSeq, a predicted model, not a curated record